AUGAGCAGCACACCGAGCCUGAAUAUACGUCGUGUUCUUGGAGAUGAGACGGAUUCGGAUCCCAACAUUCAACUGUUGCCAUCUUCACCAUCAACGAAACCCAGUAGCAAAUAUUCAGUCAAAGAUGAGAUCCACAUAUUUGAUGGCAGAAACACUCCCCAGAACAUUUCAGUAUAUGGGUUCUUGCUAGGCAUGGUCUGCAGUGCAGGCAUCAUGUUUGCCAUCUUGAGCGACUCUCAUAUACCUCAGUUUGGCAUCUUUCUCGCUGCUCUUUCACUGUUCCACUUUUUAGAAUACAUUGCAACGGCUCUCUUUAAUGCUGACAAGCUGUCCCUUGAUUCCUACCUCAUCAACCACAGCGCCCACUAUCAUGCUGCGCAUGCUGCUGCCUUGAUUGAAUUUUUGGUCGAGUACUACUUGUUUCCUUCCUACAAGACAUUCGGCUGGAUCAAUUAUGCUGGCUUGCUGCUGGUCAUCGUUGGCCAAGCCUGUCGCACGAUUGCCAUGUUUUCUUGCAGACACAACUUUUCUCAUCACAUUGUCGACUACAAGGAGAAUGACCAUGUCUUGGUGCAGCAUGGUAUCUACAGCGUAAUGCGACAUCCCUCUUAUUUCGGCUUUUACUGGUGGGCCAUUGGCGUGCAAGUGCUGUUGAUCAACCCUGUCUGUCUUGGUUUGUUCGUCUACUGGCUGCAAAAGUUCUUUUCUGAGCGUAUCCAGUACGAGGAGCACACAUUGCACCGUUUCUUUGGUCAAGAAUGGAUCAACUACAAGUCAAAGACACCUACAUUGAUGCCUUUCAUCGCAUAA
Messenger RNA from Mucor velutinosus, 810 nucleotides. RefSeq lists its product as uncharacterized. Gene Ontology annotation, cellular component: membrane; endoplasmic reticulum. Bases 1 to 810 code for a protein of 269 amino acids. The transcript is spliced from 3 exons. Gene Ontology annotation, biological process: C-terminal protein methylation. NCBI's taxonomy places the organism in Eukaryota, Fungi, Mucoromycota, Mucoromycetes, Mucorales, Mucoraceae. The record is from RefSeq and is a predicted model, not a curated record. Gene Ontology annotation, molecular function: protein C-terminal S-isoprenylcysteine carboxyl O-methyltransferase activity.